AUGUCUUACGAUCGAGUGCUCCCUAACCCCGUUGCUCAUCGCUAUGAGACUGCUCAAGUCCCAAGCAAUAUCCUCGAUCAUACUUUGAACGAUCUCAAAUCGGUCGCCAUGCAGGACUAUGAUUCGCGUGCCGUCCACAUGAUCUCCAACCCCGAGAGAGUCAAGCCCGGGCCCAUGCUCUCCACCAAGGAGCUGCCUCUGCGGGAUCGUUCCGAUCGAUCCUCCUCCUCCUCCGCCGGCAGUAACAGUCCCGUCAAGGCCAAGGACUGCAGCAUGCAGUUCUGUCUGUGCCAGCCGGAUCCCAAGAUCCCGAGGCCUCGUAAUGCUUUUAUUCUGUAUCGGCAACAUUAUCAGGCAAUGGUGGUGGCUCACAACCCGGGGCUGGCAAACCCUGAGAUCUCCAAGAUUAUUGGAGAGCAGUGGCGAUCACUCCCGGACGACGACAAAAGUAAAUGGAAGGCACUUGCCGAGGAAGAAAAAGCUCGUCAUCAACAGCAAUAUCCCGACUAUAGAUACCAACCUCGGCGCUAUGGUCGAGAUGGCAGUGCACGGAGUGCAGUCGGCGGCAUCGGCCACAACCCAUCUGGCUCGUCAACGUGUCAGCGAUGUGGUGGCCGAUUGAUGAAUGCUCCUGCAUCGCCCAUGACCCCAUUCACACCCAGCAGUGGUCCUGGAUCUCGUUCGGCGACUGGAUUCUCAUUAACCUCCCCUCAUCCAAGCAUGCCACGAAGCCUCCAAAAUCGCGAGAAUGAUCUCUCCAAGUCCGUCAAGCUCGACCAGUUUGACUCACGGGCUCGCCAACGACACUGGGAAGAGCCGGGCGGUCGAUCUCCUCCAGACAACAAGCGACGCAGGGUCUCUCAAGGCUCAUUCAAGCCGACGCUGCAUCCAUCCUACCGAGAACGUAGCCCCAACAGCGCGAUCCCAAACACACCACACCCCAUGUCACCCUGGAGUGCUCGACCAGAUAUGCCCUCCCGUCAACUCCCAAUGAUCCAACCCCCAGGAUCUUUCCCCCAUCCAAGCCCAGAUCCAAGCCUGAAGCUUCCUCCUCUCCAAACCGGCUCCAUGACACCCGCAACCCCACAAGAAACCCUCAACACCAGCAUCGAAACCACUGUCAUGACCAUCCCCUUCCUGAACAAAAUCAAAGUCCUGGCCAAGAUAUCUCCUCCCCUCCUCCCCUCCUUCCGCGAAGGCCCUCCAGCCCGCGGCCCCGUAAUUGCCAUCGACGGCCAAGACCCGGCCCUCGUCCAAUCCACAAUCGCCUAUCUGGACACCCUACUUAAAAAGGAAUCCAAAUACCACGUCCGCACCUUCGAAGGGCCAGAAAUCAACCCUCGCAAAGAAACCCCCAUGACCGGCGGCACAGUCGACUACCUCAACACCAUCUCCGCCUGGCACCGCAUCUCCGACGACAUCGUCAGUUUCGUCAAAUCCAUGUCCCGGGCAGGGUCAAUCGACCACGAAGAGGACCCCGCCAACAUCUCCCCGCGGACCUCCCUCGUCCCCAAAACAGCUUCUAUGUCCAUCCACUCCCCCGCCCAGUCCUCCGAAUGCUCGGAGGUCAGCGCUGCCUCCGUCUCCUCGCACUGUGCCGUGCCUGUCGCGCUUGUUCCGCGCUACCAGCUCACUACGGCGGAUGCUUUUGCCUGUGCGACGCCUAUUCGGGACUCGUACGCACCCCUCGAUCACUGGCAGUGGAUGGCUUCGCUGUGGCGGGCGUGUGUUGGUCCUGAUAUCACAAUCUAUGUUAGGGAGUGUGGGAAGGAGGAGGUUGAGAGGAAGGGGGCUGUAGAGGUCCGGUUGCAGGAUGCCAGGACUGUUGUGUUGAGAAAGGUUGCUGGCAAGGAUUUGGAGGAGAAGGCGCUCAAGAGGAUGGGUUUUGAGAUUGAGGAUUGCUUGACGCAGUAG
Molecule: messenger RNA, 1914 nt
Organism: Penicillium olsonii
Lineage: Eukaryota; Fungi; Ascomycota; Eurotiomycetes; Eurotiales; Aspergillaceae
Source: the annotation of a GenBank genome assembly